This is a messenger RNA of Scomber scombrus (Atlantic mackerel), 1024 nucleotides long. It is a transcript of the gene phf11, whose product is annotated as PHD finger protein 11. Lineage: Eukaryota; Metazoa; Chordata; Actinopteri; Scombriformes; Scombridae. Gene Ontology annotation, cellular component: nucleus. The coding region runs from base 161 to 1024 and encodes 287 amino acids. Gene Ontology annotation, molecular function: histone binding; histone deacetylase binding. The transcript has 12 exons. The record is from RefSeq and is a predicted model, not a curated record.
GGUGCAUGGGUGCAUGAGGAAGAGGUUACUGGCAUUAAAGUACAACCACCCCGAUUUAACCUGGACGCUUUCAAAGUGACUGCAGCCCUGCUGAAACAUUAACAACAGUAACAGCAGAGGAUCGGUUCAGGUUGUUGAUGAGCCGUCGGUAGAUGGUAAGAUGGUAGAAAUGGGCAACGAUCGCAAAGUGAUCUGCAUACUUUGUGAGAGGUCCGAGGAGACGAAGAUAAGCGGAGCCUUAUCCACUAAAGAUUAUAUCACCGCUCAUCAGAACUGUUUGUUAUUUUCUUCUGGUAUUUAUUGCCAGAAUUCACCACAGUUUGACGAUCUGUUUGGUUUUUCCGUGGACGAUGUGAUGGACGAGGUGAAACGUGGAAGCAAACUGGUUUGUUACCAAUGUAAGAAAAAGGGUGCCACUGCUGGAUGUGAAGUCAAACGUUGCAAGAAGUCCUUCCACUACCCAUGUGCUGUUCAAGAGGGAGCUCACAUUAUUGAAGAUGCAAAUGAGGGGAAAUAUGGGCUGUUCUGCUUCUCACACUACCAAAAACAAAGAAACAAGAGUUCCACAGAUGAACAUGACUUUACAAAGCUCCAAACAUCCAAAAAAUCCAGCAAAACUGCAUCAUCUAAGGUAUUUUGCCUUUCCUGUGAAAAAACUGAAGGAAAUAUCAGCUUGGACAGCUUGUCUAACAGAAUUAUUAUGUUAAAUUGUAACAAACAUGCUCCUCCAUCACAUAAGAAGAACGGCUAUGAUGAUUCUGUGGCGGCCGGACCGUCUGCUUGCAGCAGUGACUCAAGCUCAGCCAGCAGCCCUGUAUCUUCAAAGAGAAAGCUGAAUAUCAAUGACAAAGAGGAAGAGAGACCUUCUAAACGAAAACCUGAAGGCUGGAAGAGGAGAUUGUCAGACAAUUCUUCAGAUUCAGUUGAGAAUGAACCAAAUACCGAUAUGGCAAUGUUCGCGCCUUUAGAGUCAGAUUUAGACGAAAAUGCCAACUCUGUUCCAGAGAACCAAGAAAUCAGCUGA